Molecule: messenger RNA, 910 nt
Organism: Pyrus x bretschneideri (Chinese white pear)
Lineage: Eukaryota; Viridiplantae; Streptophyta; Magnoliopsida; Rosales; Rosaceae
Product: proline-rich protein 4
Exons: 2
Coding region: 96-713 (205 amino acids)
Source: RefSeq, a predicted model, not a curated record
UGAUAAUAAGCACCAAAACCAAAUGGUACGUUUGGACUAAGCACUUUUGCACUGUUAGUAUAUCCGGUGGUAGCAUUUGAAAGGCUUAAUUCUCAAUGCAGUUUCGUAUUGCUUUUCAAGGGGCUUUUCUGGGUCUCUGGUUCUGCUUCUUUGCUGCAAGCUUCUGCUAUAGCAACGGAGAGACCAUUGAGGUAACUGGUGAACAAGCAGCAGCCAAAUCUUUUUCAGAGUUGCAAAGAGCAGAAGCUGCAGAAGUCAACGAAGAAGAGAAAUUUAUAUUGCCUCCACACAAGCCAAUAUUCCCCAAGAAGCGGCCUCCACCUAAGGUCAGUCCACCAAGGCCCUUUUUCAGGCCACCCCUUCCACCAGUUCCAGCCUACAAAAUGCCUCCUUCCUACCAAUUGUGUCCUCCCAACAAGACGUGUGGUCCCUACACAACGUGUGCUGAUCCUUACCAAAGAAGGUGUCCUCCACCGCCUCCGGUUGUGGAAGAAAAGCCAUUUCUGAAGAAGCCAAUUUUCCAUCCACUACCAAAAUUGAAGAAGCCACUUCCUCCACCCGUUCCAGUUUACAAGAAGCCACUUACUCCACCAGUUCCAGUUUACAAGAAGCCGUUUCCCCCUCCCAUCUUCAAGAAGCCGAUUCCAAAGUUCAAGAAGCCACUUCCUCCACGUCCAUUCCUCGGGAAGCCAUUGCUUCCCACUGUUCCCUAAACUAGACUAGCUGGUUUUCCUUCCAAAUAAUAAGAGAUGAGUAGCAUAUAAAUACCUAUAGAAUAAAAUCCUACAUGGAGAGAGAAAUGAGUUUGUUGUUGUAACUUUAUUAUCUUGAAAUUGUGUGUUGUGUUGUUGUACUUGUUUGAUUCUGCUGUUAUGCAGCUACCUUGUUAUACGACCUUUGCAUUUAUAUA